Messenger RNA from Cariama cristata (Red-legged seriema), 857 nucleotides. Its product is annotated as cullin-1-like. The record is from RefSeq and is a predicted model, not a curated record. Gene Ontology annotation, cellular component: SCF ubiquitin ligase complex. NCBI's taxonomy places the organism in Eukaryota, Metazoa, Chordata, Aves, Cariamiformes, Cariamidae. Gene Ontology annotation, biological process: protein ubiquitination; SCF-dependent proteasomal ubiquitin-dependent protein catabolic process. Bases 38 to 307 code for a protein of 89 amino acids. The transcript has 3 exons. Gene Ontology annotation, molecular function: ubiquitin protein ligase binding.
UUACAGCAAAAAAUUAAGGGUAAACAUCAAUGUGCCGAUGAAAACUGAACAGAAGCAGGAGCAAGAAACUACACACAAAAAUAUAGAGGAAGAUAGGAAACUACUGAUUCAGGCUGCUAUUGUGAGAAUCAUGAAAAUGAGGAAGGUUCUGAAACACCAGCAACUGCUUGGAGAAGUGCUAACACAGCUGUCCUCGAGGUUCAAACCACGAGUUCCAGUAAUUAAGAAAUGCAUCGACAUUCUGAUUGAGAAGGAGUACUUGGAACGCGUAGAUGGCGAGAAGGACACCUACAGUUACUUGGCUUAACGUUUUUAUUAGCGAUGACUUGACUGUGUGACACUCGGCAAAUAGGUAUGUGAUGGAAAGGAUGAAAGCAACGGAACUUCAUAGCAGCUGCCCUGCUGCCAUUUGGACCUCCCUUUUUAAUAACUGAGACCAGGACUCCCACCAGCCAGUCUCAGAUUUACAUCAGAACUGCUCAGGAUUGAUACAUUUCAAGUAUGUAAAUAUGGACACCAAUGCCAUUUAACCUAAUUUAAGAACAGAAAGGAAUCAAACCCUGCUCCUUUAAGGGUUGCAUGCUACUGCAUUUAAAUCAAUACAUUGGCCAUAUGAUAAAUGGCUGCCCUCCCAGGCGGCACUUAUAAAUGUUGGCAGCACUUUGAGAGCGAGUCUGACUGGACCCAUGUGUAAUCUGCUAUGAAAACCCAUUUGUAUAGUGUGUUUCAUUUUUUAAUGUGUGAUAAAUAAAAAAAAAAAAUUAAAAGAUUUCUGUACAAGUUGCAUUUGGUUUUAUUGUUUUAAGUUUCAUGACUUAUCUUUCUUAAUGUAAAUAAAAGGUAUAAUGGUUAUGAAA